GCAUGAUUGGUCGAUCGUUUCAAACAUUCAAACGACCGUUAUCGUUCAUCUUAUCAACGACAACAGCAAGAAGGAACCAGUCGUGAUUAGCGUAGAUAAAGAACGAAAACCAACAAGUCUAAACUCUAAAUAAUAUAGCCAAUAAGCUGAAAGUCCAAGUCCAUUGUUCAAGUUCAAUAGAAGUGUCUAAUGUCUAUGCCAUAAGUGGAGUCAAGUGAGUCAAGUGAGCACUGUCAAGAGUGUCAACAACAAUAAUUAUUAGCCACAGACUACAGCCGUCCGCCACACAGUUGUAAUUCUCGUUUAAAAUAAUAUUAUUAUCAUCAUCGUCAUUUCACUACAAUCUAUCGAUUGUCUGCGCUCCCGAACCGUGGUUUAUACGACAUCUGCAUAAUACUUUUUUCCACCAUGACGAGAUAUUUUAAUGUUGACAUUGAUAAUAUAAUCACCGACUAUGAAUUAGCACACCAAAAUUCAAAGGAAAACUUUAUCAACAAAAUAAAACGAUCCCAUGAUGAUAUACUGAAAGUAUACACACAGGACAUAGACGAAUACAACAAGACAUUAAAAAAUCUCUCAGAUGUAAAUAACAAAAUUAGCAAGAGCCGUGAUACACUUCAGCACAUAUCAGACAAAGUCAAAUGUGAACAGCAGAUAUUGCAAACAGAAAACGAUCGCUUGGAGUCUAUUAAUAAUGAAUGCAGUACUCUGGGAGUUACAGAAAUUGAGCUGAAUGACGAGAUAAAUAAAACCAAAGAGCAACUCACCCACGUAUAUAAAGAAAAAAAAGCAAGCCUAAAAAAACUUAAAAGAGAAAUAAAUUCAUUUAGAACUGGAGUUAACAUGUAUGAGCGAUUUUUACAGUUGAAUAUGAAUAUUGAAUGUAAUGAAAUAACUACUGUAAUCAAUAUUACCAUGAAAAAUGUAAAAAAAAAUUCAGGCUACCAAGUCAUUUUUGAGGAAAAUGAUAACAACUUUAAACUUAUUGACAUUAUUCCACGUAGCCAAACAAUUAUGAAGGCAGCAACAUUGUAUGAUCAAAAUAAAGAUAUCCAAGGCCUGUUAGCUUUCUUAUAUUAUAAUACAAAAGAAUAACCAAUAAAUCACAUAUUAUUAUAAACUGUAUUAUAGUGUAUUUAUAUAUUAUGUUUUCACUGUUGUUCUCUAACUAUGUAUUUUGUAUUUUAAACAUUUAACUGCUAUGUAUUUUACUAACUUGUACAUGUAAAUACUAUAGAAUUUUUAGAUUUUUAUACUGAGCUAAUUAUUUUUAUAAUUUAAAAAUAUAUAGCCCAUAUGGGUAAACUUAACCUUA
This is a messenger RNA of Myzus persicae (green peach aphid), 1315 nucleotides long. RefSeq lists its product as uncharacterized. Lineage: Eukaryota; Metazoa; Arthropoda; Insecta; Hemiptera; Aphididae. Bases 409 to 1095 code for a protein of 228 amino acids. The transcript is spliced from 5 exons. The record is from RefSeq and is a predicted model, not a curated record.